Messenger RNA from Felis catus (domestic cat), 1413 nucleotides. RefSeq names its product olfactory receptor 52E8. The coding region runs from base 114 to 1094 and encodes 326 amino acids. The record is from RefSeq and is a predicted model, not a curated record. Gene Ontology annotation, cellular component: membrane. Gene Ontology annotation, biological process: G protein-coupled receptor signaling pathway. NCBI's taxonomy places the organism in Eukaryota, Metazoa, Chordata, Mammalia, Carnivora, Felidae. The transcript has a single exon. Gene Ontology annotation, molecular function: G protein-coupled receptor activity; olfactory receptor activity.
CUUUCUGAAAAAGAGUAAGGGAAGAUGAAAGUGCUUUUUGCAUUUUACUAGGAAUCUAGACAAAGGGAGAAGAGGAGAAGAAUUCACUAAUGAGAAGUCAAUAAUUGUCUCUGAUGUGCACAAAGAAUUGUGCAAACACUGCAGCAGAAAGAAUGGCUAUGCCUAAUGACACCCAGUUCCAUCCUUCUUCGUUCCUCCUCCUGGGUAUCCCAGGGCUAGAAGAUGUGCACGUCUGGAUUGGAUUUCCCUUUUUCUUUGCGUAUCUUGUUGCACUCUUGGGGAACGCUGCUGUCCUGUUUGUGAUCCAGACUGAGCAUAGUCUCCAUGAGCCCGUGUACUACUUCCUAGCCAUGUUGGACUCCAUCGACCUGGGCUUGUCCACAGCCACCAUCCCCAAAAUGCUGGGCAUCUUCUGGUUCAGCCUCAGGGAUAUAUCUUUUGAAAGCUGCCUUUCCCAGAUGUUCUUCAUCCACUUCUUCACUGCCAUGGAGAGCAUUGUGUUGGUGGCCAUGGCCUUUGACCGCUAUGUUGCCAUUUGUAAACCCCUUCGGUACACCAUGAUCCUCACCAGCAAAAUCAUCAGCCUCAUUGCAGGCAUGGCUAUUCUGAGGAACCUGUGCAUGGUGGCCCCUCUGGUAUUUCUCCUCCUGAGGCUGCCCUUCUGUGGGCACUAUAUCAUCCCUCAUACCUACUGUGAACACAUGGGCAUUGCUCGCCUGGCCUGUGCCAGCAUCAAAGUAAAUAUUAUGUUCGGUCUUGGCAACAUUUCUCUCCUAUUAUUGGAUGUGCUCCUUAUAAUUCUCUCCUAUGUCAGGAUCCUCUAUGCUAUCUUCUGCUUACCCUCCAAGGAUGCCCGACUCAAAGCUCUCAACACCUGUGGCUCUCACAUUGGUGUUAUCUUAGCCUUUUUCACACCAGCAUUUUUCUCUUUCUUGACACACCGAUUUGGCCACAAUAUCCCUCAAUAUAUCCACAUUUUCUUGGCCAACCUAUAUGUGGUUGUUCCGCCAGCUCUCAAUCCUAUAAUCUAUGGGGUCAGGACCAAACAGAUUAGGGAGCGAGUCCUGAGGGUUUUCCUCAAGACAGAUAGCUAACUAGUCAGAGGUCUUGGAAGGUCUGUUUUAGAUUUCACGUUUCCUGCAUUGUGAAAAUUAGAGUUAGUUACCUUAUGUCUAACCCAGUAGGAAGGAGGAAAAAUUGAGGGGAAUAUUGAGACCAAUAACAUUAAUUGUGUUUGAGUGGCAGGUUUUAUAUUUGAAGUUAAUAAUAUGUGCAUUGAUGAUACCAGAUUGCUAUAAUUGGAUAUCCACAUGCAAAUAGAUUAAUUUAGACCCUUACUUUACAUCAUAGAAAAAAUUAACCUACAAUGGAACAGAGACCUAAAGACAAGAGCUAAAGUAUAAUAACCAACAU